This is a messenger RNA of Cryptomeria japonica (Japanese cedar), 1858 nucleotides long. RefSeq lists its product as uncharacterized. The transcript has 2 exons. Bases 375 to 1625 code for a protein of 416 amino acids. Gene Ontology annotation, biological process: signal transduction. The record is from RefSeq and is a predicted model, not a curated record. Lineage: Eukaryota; Viridiplantae; Streptophyta; Pinopsida; Cupressales; Cupressaceae.
GUGCACUACCAGGCAGGGGAAAAGCAGGGAAAAGCGACUUCCUUCUACAUACGAUGAGGUGGAGGCUGCCACUGCCAAGCAGGAGAGCAGGGAAAGCGACUUCCACAAGGAAAGCGGUGGGCUUAGGGCGACAGUCGGAGGGGCGUGAGUGUAAUUGGCACGUUGGCGGAAAAAAAUGUGGGAUUGGGACUCUCAAAUCGUAUGUGGAAGUGUUGAAUUUGGGCAAAAUGUGAGGAUGAGCCUCUUAAAAUGGGGUGGGAGUGAAUUUUGCCAGUUCCGAUUAGAGGCUACCUUGGUGUGCUGAGUUUUUCCAAGUACAGAUUAGAGGCUACCUUGGCUCGGUGAGUCUUGCCAGCGCCUUUGGCUUUCUACCCAUGGGUUUUGGCAGUGCCUUUGGGUUUCUACCGAUGGGAAAUAAGCAAUCCUCUGUGCUUUCUACCAAAACUGGAUAUGUUAAUCACCGAAGAGCAGAUAUGAUGAGAAACAAUCAAGUCUCUCUGCAUUAUUCACGGCUUUCCACCAAGACUGCAUAUGACGCAUUUCUUAACCAUGGAGGAGCAGAUGGGCGGGGAAUCACUCCAUCCUUUAUGCGUUCUUCAGGGCUUCUCACCAAGACUGGCGCAUUCCUUAACCAUGGAGGAGCAGAUGGGCUGGGAAUCACUCCAUCCUUCAUGCGUUCUUCAGGGCUUCUCACCAAGACUGGCGCAUUCCUUAACCAUGGAGGAGCAGAUGGGCUGGGAAUCACUCCAUCCUUCAUGCGUUCUUCAGGGCUUCUCACCAAGACUGGCGCAUUCCUUAACCAUGGAGGAGCAGAUGGGCUGGGAAUCACUCCAUCCUUCAUGCGUUCUUCAGGGCUUCUCACCAAGACUGGCGCAUUCCUUAACCAUGGUGGAGCAGAUGGGCUGGGAAUCACUCCAUCCUUCAUGCGUUCUUCAGGGCUUCUCACCAAGACUGGCGUAUUUCUUAGCCACGGAGGAGCAGAUAUGAUGGGAAUCAAUCAAUCCUCGGUGCAUUAUUCAUGGCUUUCCACUACAACUGGAUAUGAUGUAUUUCUUAACCACAGAGGACCAGAUGUCAAGGAAAGCAUAGGCAGCCUUAUCUUUCAUAAUCUUCAAAACAAAGGACUUAAGGUUUUUUUUGACAAGAACUCAAUCCAAGCUGGGGAAAACGUGCCUAAAUCAAUAGAAGAAGCCAUUCAAUCAGCAUCUGUUCAUGUAGUUAUAUUUUCGCCCAACUAUGUACAGUCGGUAUGGUGCUUGAAGGAGCUCCAGCUCAUUCUCAAAACAGGGGCUGAUGUCAUUCCUGUGUUUUGUGGAAUUCAGCCUUCUGAGCUUCGAAUGAAGGAUGAGCAGGGUGUAUAUGCUCGAACAUUUCAUAAGCACACUGGAAGGUUUGAUAGCCAUGUACUUGAGGAAUGGAAGAAGUCACUUUGUGAGGCUUCGUAUAUCAAGGGCUAUAUUUUCGAGGGGGAUCAGGGAGAGCUACUGGAGCAAAUUGCAAUGACCGUAAAGCAGUUUAUUGAUAGGAGAGCAAGACACUGCCGAGUUGAAACGAAGAAAAUGUACCCUGCUCUGAUCUUCAAGAUGAUUCAAAUAUUCAAUUCCCUGAGAAAAUCUGGUUGUUAGUUAGUUAGAUAGGGCUGCAUAUAAUUUAUUUGUGGGCAAUCACAAUGUUUCAUACAUAAUGUCAGCAUAUUGCAAAACCCUCAAAACUUUUUACGCGUCAGGUAAAUAGGAAUAAGCCGUUUGACAAUGAUGUAAAUUGCAAAUAAGUUGCAGCUAUGUUUGUGUAAGAUCUGUACUAAGUCCUAUGGGGGCUCAAAUUUGAUGACCGUGUACUUAAUAGACAUUUUAUUUGU